Messenger RNA from Humulus lupulus (European hop), 2028 nucleotides. Its product is annotated as clathrin interactor EPSIN 1. The transcript has 13 exons. Lineage: Eukaryota; Viridiplantae; Streptophyta; Magnoliopsida; Rosales; Cannabaceae. The coding region runs from base 145 to 1851 and encodes 568 amino acids. Gene Ontology annotation, cellular component: endosome; clathrin vesicle coat; plasma membrane. Gene Ontology annotation, biological process: endocytosis. The record is from RefSeq and is a predicted model, not a curated record. Gene Ontology annotation, molecular function: clathrin binding; phospholipid binding.
AACAAAUAUAUUUAUAUAUUGUGCUUCUACUGAAAACUGCAAAGUAGCAUAUCACCAGGCUACAUCUGUUGCAUCUUCUUGUCGCAACCCACGCCUCAAGAUCUGAAUCCUCUCCCUCUAAAUCUACCUCUCCUCUAAGAUCCAAUGGAUUUCAUGAAGGUUUUUGAUCAGACGGUUCGCGAAAUAAAGAGGGAGGUUAAUUUGAAGGUCUUGAAGGUUCCGGAGAUUGAACAGAAGGUAUUGGAUGCAACGGACAAUGAACCUUGGGGUCCUCAUGGCUCUGCACUAGCAGAGAUAGCGCAAGCCACUAAGAAGUUUACGGAGUGUCAGAUGGUUAUGAAUGUGUUAUGGACAAGAUUAACAGAAACCGGCAAAGACUGGCGCUAUGUCUAUAAGGCGUUAACUGUGAUCGAGUAUUUGGUGGCACAUGGAUCUGAACGCGCUGUUGAUGACAUUAUUGAGCAUACUUUUCAAAUUUCGUCAUUAUCGAGUUUCGAAUAUGUUGAGCCAAAUGGGAAGGAUUCAGGGAUUAAUGUGAGAAAGAAGGCAGAAACCAUCGUGGGUCUUUUGAAUAAUAAAGAUAAAAUACAAGAAGUUAGAAACAAAGCUGCAGCAAACCGUGACAAGUUCGUUGGACUUUCAUCUACAGGAAUAUCUUACAAGUCAAGUUCAACUUCAUACGGUAGUGGCAGCUACCAAAGUGAUGACCGCUAUGGAGGCCUUAGCAGCAAAAGAGAUGGUGAUAGGUUCAAGGAUAGCUAUAGAGACAAAGAUCAAUAUGAAGAAGAAAAGAAUGAUAAGGAUACUUAUAGUAGGACACGCCGUGGGGCUACUAGUGAGAACCAAGGAAGCACCUUGACGAAGGGUUCGAAAAAGUACGGCAGUUUAGUUCCUGCUCAAAGCUCAAGCCAGCCUAUAGGCAAUGCUGAGGAUGAUUUUGAUGACUUUGAUCCACGCGGGACUUCCACUGCAAAGCCUGCUGGAAGCUCUAAUCAGGUGGAUCUGUUUGGGGGAAGUUUGAUUGGAGACCUCAUGGAUGCUCCUACACCUGCUCCAUCCGAAAAUCCUGCUAUGCAUAGCAGUUCAUCGCAGGUUGAUCUGUUUGCUGAUGCAACUUUUGUCUCGGCACCACCUAAGGUAGAAACUAAAACAAGUUCUCAAGCUGAGGUUGAUCUGUUUGCUGAUGCAACCUUUGUAUCGGCACCACUUCAGGCUGAAACUGGAGCAAGUUCUCAAACUAAGAUCGAUGUUGAUCUUUUUGGGUCCCAACCAACCAUGUCUUCUUCAGCUUCUUCCACAGUGGACAGUUUUGCAGCCUUUGACACAGUUCCUCAGCCAGAAACCAAGUCCACUAAUGCUGCACCAACAAACUAUAACAUUGUGGAUCCCUUUGCUGCAGUUCCGCUUAACAAUUUUGAUGAUUCUGAUCCUUUUGGCGCAUUCACCUCUCAUUCUGAUUCAGCACCAUCAGAACCUCCCCAAAAUUCUGUCAAUAACAGCAGUCAAAGUCAGUUGAGUGGAAAUCUCUCAUUGGACUCACAGUCUUCAGCCAAAAAGAAUACUUUCCAAGUGAAAUCUGGAAUUUGGUCAGAUUCACUAAGCCGUGGAUUGAUCGAUCUUAAUAUAUCUGCUCCCAAAAAAGUAUCUCUGGUGGACGUCGGGGUCGUGGGUGGAUUAGGUGAUGGAUUUGAUGAAAGUAACAAAGGACCCCCAACUUCAUAUUACAUUGGAAAAGCUAUGGGUUCAGGGUCCGGACGAUCUGGGAUUUCAUCUUCUCAGGCAGCGGGAGCGGAUGAUUUUUUCUCGAGCCUCAGUGGUCAACAGUAUCAAUAUGGUGGCUUCCAAAAGUAAUUACUUAAUUUUUUAUUUCUCAUAUUGUGUCGUCAUAUUCUUUAUGCCUAUUUGGCCACUUAUAUAUAUAGAAAAACCCCAGCGUUGUGUCGUGCUUGGUUUCUCUUGUUCACAUAUGCAUUUUUAAGAUGAUUCAUAUUUGAGUAAUAUGUUAAUUCUGAGAUUUGUUUUCCAGUA